UUUUUUUUUUUUUUUUUUUUUAGAAACCUCUCUUCUUCUCCUAAGUCUCGCUCUGUCUCUCUCUCUGCAACGAUGGAGUUUUGGGGUGUUGAAGUAAAAAGUGGAGAAUCUCUCAAGGUUGAUCCAGGAGACGACAAGAUUGUCCACCUUUCAAUGGCAUGUCUGGGUGAGGUCAAUGUGCGUGAACCAGUGUCCCUGUAUGUGAAGUUUGAUAACCAGAAGCUUGCAAUUGGCACACUUUCUUCUCAUCAAUUUCCUCAGAUAUCUUAUGAUUUGAUAUUUGAGAAGGAAUUUGAGCUAUCCCACAACUGGAAAAAUGGGAGUGUCUUCUUUACUGGAUAUAAAGCCGAAUCUCAGUUGGAAUCUGAUAAUGAUGAAGAUUCUGAUGAUUUCGAUGGUGAGGAUUUUCCACUUAGUGCUGCCAAUGGGAGACCUGAGUUUGAGCUGAAGAAUGGUGUCAAACCUGAUGCAAAUGAAGCUAAACAAAAGGAGAAGAUAGCGGAUCCCAGAAAGAAUGAGAAGGCCAAUGAAAAGGAUGCAAAUGAUGAUGAUGAAGAAGAAGAUUCGUCCAGAUCUGAGUCUGAUGAGGAUUCUAGUGAAGAUGAGCCCAUGGCGAAUGGUGAGCAAGAAAGUAGUGAAGAUGAAGAUGAUAGUGACAAUGACGAAGAAUCCGAUGAUGAGGAGACUCCGAAGAAGGCUGAAGUGAGCAAUAAGAGGGUUCUUGACUCUUCCAAGAAAACACCUGUUCCUGUGAAGAAGGCAAAAUUUGUUACUCCUCAGAAGACUGAUGGCAAGAAUGGAGGUCAUGUUGCAACUCCUCACCCUUCUAAGCAAGCUGGUAAGGCAACUGCAAAUAACAGAGAGCCGGUGAAGCUGCAGACUCCCAAGUCAGUUGGGGAUUACAGCUGCAAGCCUUGCAACAGGUCAUUUAAGACAGAAGAUGCCUUAAAUUCUCAUAAUCGGGCCAAGCACACUGCUGCUAAGUGAAGGGUUCGGUAACUUUUAUGUGAGCAGUGAACAUCAUGUUGUUUUUGGAUUUUGGAUGACAGUGAGAAAACAAUUUAGUUGAUGUAGGAAAUCUGGUCUAGUGAUUUGUUGUUAAGAGAAUUAUUCAGCUUGGAUUUUCAAUAGCGGAACUCUGCUUGUAAUUUAUGGGGUUUGUGGCUAUAUUUUCCUCUCGUUACUGGUAUUUGUGUUGUUUGCUGAGCAUACCUUGAUCUUAAGUCGACCAGCUCUGAACCGAACUCUUGCUUUAGGGUGUGUUUGGUUGGAGGAUUUUGAUGAGAUAGAUAGGCAAAUGAGA
This is a messenger RNA of Gastrolobium bilobum, 1303 nucleotides long. Its product is annotated as histone deacetylase HDT1. NCBI's taxonomy places the organism in Eukaryota, Viridiplantae, Streptophyta, Magnoliopsida, Fabales, Fabaceae. The coding region runs from base 73 to 987 and encodes 304 amino acids. The transcript has 10 exons. The record is from RefSeq and is a predicted model, not a curated record.